Molecule: messenger RNA, 2032 nt
Organism: Protobothrops mucrosquamatus (brown spotted pit viper)
Lineage: Eukaryota; Metazoa; Chordata; Lepidosauria; Squamata; Viperidae
Gene: FAM76A
Product: family with sequence similarity 76 member A
Exons: 9
Coding region: 50-973 (307 amino acids)
Source: RefSeq, a predicted model, not a curated record
GACUGCGUCGGGUUGGGUGAAGGCUACUCUUGUCGGGGCGGGCGGCGGAAUGGCGGCGCUUUACGCUUGUACCAAGUGCCACCAGCGGUUCUCCUUCGAGGCGCUCAGUCAGGGGCAGCAGCUCUGUAAGGAAUGUCGAAUUGCACACCCGAUUGUUAAAUGUACCUACUGUAGAACUGAAUUCCAGCAGGAGAGUAAAACCAAUACAAUAUGCAAGAAGUGUGCUCAGAAUGUGAAACUUUAUGGGACGCCAAAGCCAUGCCAGUACUGCAACAUAAUUGCAGCAUUUAUUGGCAACAAGUGCCAGCGGUGUACGAACUCAGAGAAGAAAUAUGGGCCGCCCCAUUCAUGCGAACAGUGUAAGCAACAGUGUGCCUUCGACAGGAAGGAUGAUAGGAAAAAAGUAGAUGGGAAGUUACUCUGCUGGCUUUGCACACUCUCCUAUAAGCGAGUGCUGCAGAAAACCAAAGAACAGCGUAAGCAUUUAAACUCCUCCUCUCGGACAAGCUUGCUGGAAAAGGAGCAAUAUGACCGACUUAACUGUGGAAGCCACUAUAAUAGCCAGAAAACCUUAUCUACAUCUUCUAUUCAGAAUGAACUCCCAAAGAAAAAAACCAAGUUUGAUGCCAUAUCAGCCAAUGGGGACAGUUUUUCUCCAGACCUUGCCUUGGAUUCCCCUGGCACCGAUCAUUUUGUCAUCAUAGCCCAGCUGAAGGAAGAAGUUGCCACUUUGAAGAAAAUGCUGCACCAGAAGGAUCAGAUGAUCCUAGAGAAAGAAAAAAAGAUAACAGAACUGAAGGCUGACUUGCAGUACCAGGAAUCCCAAAUGCGGGUGAAAAUGAACCAGAUGGAAAAAACUCACAAAGAAGUUACAGAACAGUUGCAGGCCAAGAACCGAGAGCUCCUGAAACAAGCUGCAGCUUUAUCCAAGGGCAAAAAAUCUGAGAAAUCAGGAGCAAUAACUUCCCCUUAAAUUCAGGAGAUCUCUUGCCCCAAGAUGUCUCCCAUGGUUCAAGAACCACACCUGGAUUGCUACUCGUAUGGACAUGACAGAAUCCUUUGAGAUUGGCUAUUCCAUAGAGUGUGUCAGUGCUGCUUUAUAAAAUCUCCUCCUCCUGUCACAGGACAGUGAUGAGAAUGAUUGGGAGGCUUGGCCCUCCUGUCUUCCAAACUCAUGAACAAGCCCUUUUUAAUUUAGCCAUUUCUCUCCGACCAUUUUUAUCAUCACUGCCUUGGAAUUGAUGAAGCAAGAGGGCCUGCUUGCUGAUCGGAUCUUCUACGGGAUUCUACUUUUCUAUUUCACAGGAGACCUAAAGUGGCCAGAGCCUGUUUUAAAAAAAUUUCUAAAGCAUUUUAAAAUGAAAAUUCUGCUUAUUUUCCCUCAGUUAUUGAGGACAGCUUGAGACCUUUUCUCUCAGGUUUGUAAAUUGAGAAUCGAGUUUCAACCAGCAAUUCUCGGGCUUCUAAAAAUUCAAGAGUUUUUUGGCAGAAUAGUUGAAUAUAUACUCAUAUGGAUACCAGAGGUUAUGAAUUAAUGUUUUGCUCAUGUUUUUAUGCUUCUUUAGGUAGCACUGUUUUUUUAGGCUGGUUAAACAGCUUUUUGUCAUUGAUAUGUUGAGAGUGAUAUCAGGAAUAGAAGUAGGCUAAAACUACUUUUCAGGUACAUGGGGUGAAUUCAAUUAGUAACGCGUAUACAACUAUGCAGCUUUUCUUAAUAAAAACAAAACAACCAUUCUGACUUCCUUGGCAAUAAGGAUAAAGGGAAUUGGGGGAAAUGCUGAAACUAGAAGACAAAGGUUUUCUGGAAUCUUGAUCUAAAAGAAAAAGACACCCUCAAGUCAGGUUUUAUGUGGCUUGCAAGAAAAGGAGAUGGCUUUAAGUGCUGGGAGAGCACUCUAAUGCCUGUGAACAUAGAAAUGAAAAGAAUUCAGUGACUUUUUCAGCUCUGGUCCCUCGCUGAACCUCCUGAGAAAUGGUAAGUUUCCAAAAGCAAUGAGAAACUAGUUUGUUUUCAGUUUGCUCCAGGCUGAUA